Messenger RNA from Globicephala melas (long-finned pilot whale), 810 nucleotides. The record is from RefSeq and is a predicted model, not a curated record. NCBI's taxonomy places the organism in Eukaryota, Metazoa, Chordata, Mammalia, Artiodactyla, Delphinidae.
AUGCUCACCGGCCCCGUGCUCACCGGCCUCGUGCUCACCGGCUCCGUGCUCACCGGCCCCGUGCUCACCGGCCUCGUGCUCACCGGCCCUGUGCUUACCGGCCCCGUGCUCACCGGCCCCGUGCUCACCGGCCCCGUGCUUACCGGCCCCGUGCUCACUGGCCCCGUGCUUACCGGCCCCGUGCUCACUGGCCUCGUGCUUACGGCCCCAUGCUCACCGGCCCCGUGCUCACCGGCCUCGUGCUCACCGGCCCCGUGCUUACCGGCCCCGUGCUCACCGGCCUCGUGCUCACCGGCCCUGUGCUUACCGGCCCCGUGCUCACCGGCCCCGUGCUCACCGGCCCCGUGCUUACCGGCCCCGUGCUCACUGGCCCCGUGCUUACCGGCCCCGUGCUCACUGGCCUCGUGCUUACGGCCCCAUGCUCACCGGCCCCGUGCUCACCGGCCUCGUGCUCACCGGCCCCGUGCUUACCGGCCCCGUGCUCACCGGCCCCGUGCUCACCGGCCCUGUGCUUACCGGCCCCAUGCUCACCGGCCCCGUGCUCACCGGCCCCGUGCUUACCGGCCCCGUGCUCACUGGCCCUGUGCUUACCGGCCCCGUGCUCACUGGCCUCGUGCUUACGGCCCCAUGCUCACCGGCCCCGUGCUCACCGGCCCCGUGCUCACCGGCCCCGUGCUCACCGGCCUCGUGCUCACCGGCCCCGUGCUCACCGGCCCCGUGCUCACCGGCCCCGUGCUUACUGGCCUCGUGCCUCGGACACUUGCUUCGUGUCUCCGGGCAUCUAUUUUUUCAGGCUUAAAACGGGACUAA